AUGCUCGCUACCGCAGAGCAGACAAAAUGUGAAUAUUGCCAGGAAAAUCAUUUCAUCAAUCGGUGCGAAAGGUUUGGAGAAUUAUCCACUCAAGACAAAUGGAAUGAAGUACAUCGACUCCGAUUAUGUGGAAACUGUUUGAAAAAAGGCCAUAUAAGCAAAGAUUGUAAGGGGGGUGAUUGUAGGACCCAAGUGGCUUGUAACACCCAAGAAUCUUCUACGUCACAAGCAACCGAGGAAAAGGAGAAUCGACCACCAGAGAAAAUGACCGUGGCACAUUGUGCUAAACAACUUAAUUCAAGGGUAGUACUCUCUACUGCUCAAGUAUACGUCUACGAUAUAGAAGAUAAGCCCAUACGUUGUCGAGCCCUACUCGAUCCAGGCUCGCAGCUGAAUUUAGUAACGCAAGAACUAGCUCAGAAAUUGAAACUACCGCUCAAAAGAAUUGAUAUACCUUUGUCAGGAAUAAGUCAAUCAAGUGUAAAGGUGCAAUAUUCUGUGACAAUUGAAUUAGAAUCGCUCACAAGUAAAUUCAAUAACAAACAAGACUAUCUCAUUUUGCCACGAAUAACAGAAAGAUUGCCACAAGUUGAACUAGACAUAUCAAGCUUUAACAUACCAGAUGGCAUUCUCUUGGCAGAUCCAGACUUCAAUGUACCAGGUGAUAUCGAUAUGCUUAUCGGUGCAGGAUUGUUUUGGAAACUGUUGUGCGCUGGUCAAGUACUGCAGCCAAAGGGACAGCCAGUACUACAUAAAACUUUGCUGGGAUGGAUAGUAGGCGGAGAGCAAGUUAUAAAGAAUCCGUCGCAAGUAAUAAAAAAUGUUUGCAACUUAAACGUAAUAUCAACAGUCGAAGAAAAUAUAGAACGACUUUGGAAAAUGGAAGAAUUGCCAAUGGCAAGACAAUUGAUCGCAGAAGAAAGAUAUUGCGAGGAACAAUUCAAUGACACGCACACACGUAACGAAGCAGGCAGGUUUAAGGUAAGAUUACCACAAAAUCCAGACGAACAGUUAGGAAAUUCAGAAAAGGAGGCGACUAGGAAAUACUACGCUCUAGCAGAAAGAUUGAAAAAUAAUCCUGAGCUGAAAAAAGAUUAUAUGGAAUUUCUAAACGAGUAUGAAGAGGCGGGACACAUGUCAAGAAUCAAGGUCAAGGAUAAGGGAGAAGAAAUUUGUUAUUACUUACCACAUCAUCCUGUCAUAAGGGCUGAAAGCUCUACGACAAAGGUUAGAGUUGUUUUCGAUGGAUCGGCGAAGACAUCGCCCCAAACUUCUCUAAAUGAUAGGCUCCUGCCAGGUCCAAAUCUACAAGAAGAGAUAAUCAAUAUUAUUUUGCGAUUCAGAAUGCACAAAUUCGUGAUAACAGCAGACAUUGCCCAAAUGUUCAGACAGGUAAAAGUAGCAGAACAAGAUAGAAACCUUCAACGAAUUAUUUGGCGAAAGGAUGGAGAUCAGAACUUAAGAAUUUAUGAAUUAAACACCGUAACUUAUGGCACAGCCUGUGCUCCGUACCUAGCUAUGCGCUGCCUCAAACAAUUGGCUCUCGAUGAUAGUGAGAAGUACCCACGAGCGGCUACAGCAUUGACAAGAGAUUUUUAUAUGGACGACGUGCUUACUGGCAGCAAAUCAUUAGAAGAUACAAUAGAACUACAGAACCAACUAACACAGCUGCUGAAAGCUGGACACUUCGAGCUACGUAAGUGGCAAACCAAUGAUACAAGAGUUUUAGAGCACUUGGCGGAUGAGUGCAAGGCUAAGAAGUUAUUAGUUUUGGAUAAACAAGAGGCUGUGAAAACUCUCGGAUUAUUAUGGGACAAUACCAAGGAUAUCCUAAAAUUCAAUCUAACGAUAAAGAAAAUGCCCAAGAUUACGAAAAGGACAAUAUUAUCCACCAUUUCAGAAAUAUAUGAUCCGAUAGGCUUCAUCGGACUAGUUAUUAUGCAGGCCAAGGUGUUAUUACAAGAACUAUGGAUAUGGAAGAUAGCUUGGGACGAAGCAGUACCAGCAUCUAUUGAGACAACUUGGAAUAAUUAUUAUGGCACAUUAGGAGAACUUAAUCGAUUAGAAAUCACACGAAAUGUAAAUCCAAGAAAUGGAGCAGCUUAUGUAUUGCUACAUGGAUUUGGCGACGCAUCGGAGAAGGGAUACGGUGCUUGCAUAUACGCUUUAUCGUACAAUGAGAAUGGGGAAGCUAGUUGUUUACUAGUCAGUUCAAAGUCACGAGUAGCUCCUCUGAAGAAGAUAACGCUGCCGCGAUUGGAAUUGUGCGCAGCUUGGUUACUGGCAAAAUUAUUAAACUCGGUAGUCAAAGCAUUAGGAGAAGAACAGAUCAAAGACGUCGUGUUAUGGAGCGAUUCAACUAUAGUUUUACACUGGCUGAGAACGCCACCAAACCAACUGAAGACCUUUGUGGCCAAUCGAGUGGCUGAAAUACAGGAAUUGGCCAAGACGUGUGAGUGGAAGCACGUCCCAACGAAAGAUAACCCAGCGGAUAUUUUAUCGAGAGGAGUGACAGCUGACCAGCUGAUCAGGAAUAAACUGUGGUGGCAUGGACCGGCGUGGCUACCUUACAAGGCUGAAUGGCCGAAGCAAAAAAUUGAUUUCAUCAAUCCAGUUCCAGAGCAACGAGCAGCAGUGAUGCUGAUAACUAUCAAUCCAAUGAUAAACAUUUUCUCCAAAUAUUCUUCAUUCAAUAAGGUAACCAGAAUAAUAGCCUACUGCCUUCGAUUUGUGAGAUACUCUAGAAAACGAGGGAUAAAAGGCCCAUUAAUUGUGGAGGAAUUAAUAAGAAGUGAAAAAACAAUAAUACGAAUUAUUCAACAAGAGGGUUUCCCUGAAGAAGUCCAAACCCUGAACACGUUGACCAGGUCGACGUGUGUUGCUUGUUGCAGCUUGUUGCAUAUUAUCGUUGCAAUUGCACUGAUUUGCAAUAGCAGCUCCCAAGCGCUAGUGCCCGAAUGA
This is a messenger RNA of Athalia rosae (coleseed sawfly), 2961 nucleotides long. RefSeq lists its product as uncharacterized. Bases 1 to 2961 code for a protein of 986 amino acids. Gene Ontology annotation, molecular function: nucleic acid binding; zinc ion binding. The transcript has a single exon. NCBI's taxonomy places the organism in Eukaryota, Metazoa, Arthropoda, Insecta, Hymenoptera, Athaliidae. The record is from RefSeq and is a predicted model, not a curated record.